CAUGUUGAUUUUCGUUCGUAGCAAAGUUUUCGUGUGCGCGCGAGAGACGCUGAUGGAUGAAAACACUUGAUAAUUGACCGCUCUCAGGUUCCUUUCUCUGCCGUUAGUGACGUCAGUCGCCAGGUCGCCACCUACACGGCAAACCACGGCAAACGGCAAGUACAGCAACUCGGAUCGAUCGGAGGAGCGUCUUUCACGCCGGCACGUGGCUCAUGCUGACGAGAGACGCCGCCAGAUAGGCGGUAUAGUCGCGCGUAUUGCGAACAUGAGAGAUUUGACGGAGAAAAGGGAAGAUUAAUUAGAUAAUUGAUAAACAAAUGGCAGAAGAAGAUGAGAUACAUAUACGCACUUUAAUUACGUUUGAUACAAUAUUUCCGGCAGACACUGUUGAAUGGUGUCCUGUAGAUCCGUAUCGAAAUAUAUUAGCUUGUGGAACAUAUAAAUUAAAUAAAAAUGAACCUAACACGGAAUCUACAUAUAGACAGGGGCAAAUCUUAUUGCUCCGUAUAGUGAAUGGUGGAGAGUUAGAGCUGCUACAACAAGUAAGCACCUCAGCAGUAUUGGAUAUGAAAUGGUUGCAUGUCAUAGAUGUAGAAACUCGAAUACUACUUGCCGUUGUCGAUGCCAUGGGACACUUGCAAAUUCAUCAGUUAAAAGGCGAUGGAAAGGGAAUAAAAUUGGAAUUUAUUAUCAAAUUAAAAGUUAGUGAUGACGAGAAUGUCAUGGCUCUAUCUCUGGAUUGGUCCAGAGAAAAAUACGUUGCCUAUGAUCCUGUCAGCAAUACAAAUAUUCUCGUGAGCGAUAGCGCAGGACGAAUCUCACAUUUUACGUGGCGUGAAGCGGGUGAUCUGACGAAAGAUUUUACAUGGCCUGCACACAAGUUCCAUGCAUGGAUUACCGCCUUUGAUUAUUCCAAUCCACUUAUUUUUUAUUCUGGAGGCGAUGACAAUAGAUUUCUAUGUUUCGAUAGCAGAACAGGAUCUCAUCCUGUAUUUGUAAAUAAGGACCAUACUUCCGGCGUUACCAGCAUUCACAGUAACGUCAAUAAAACAUUCUUACUCGCAACCGGAAGUUACGAUCAGAACGUAAGACUGUGGGACAAGAGAGAUUUCUCCAAACCGAUAUCGAAAAUUUGUGUCGAUGGUGGAGUUUGGCGUUUAAAGUGGGAUCCGUUUACUCGUCAAUAUCUGCUUGCUGCUUGUAUGUACAAUGGUUUCAAGAUCAUUAAUCACAUGGACAUAUUAUCGUCUAUCGUAGUAAAUUAUAAACAGCAUAAGGGUUUAUCGUAUGGCUGUGAUUGGUCAUUCUUGAGGCAGCCGGAUAUUUCACGUUUAAACAUAUUUAAUGGAGAUACCCUAAUAAGUACUUGUUCCUACGAAGAUUGUAGUCUCAAGAUAUCUGUGAUUGAUUUUUGGCCGGACAGACAAGCUACUGGCGAAGAUUGUUGACGUGGAUAAGGCAAAAUAUUUUUUUCAUUAAAUGUGUUACAGCAACUUUAAAAAAAUAUGAUUCGUAAUUUGUAUACAUACGCUUAUUUAAAAGCAAAGAAAUUUUAGCAAUUCAAUAUUUAUAUUAAAAUAAUAAAGUAAUUGAAAUGAGGCAAGAGGAGCAACACAUUUUUAAUAUACCUCUUUGCAGAUUUUUUUAAAUAAAUGUCAAUUCUUUAUUUCCUUUGUAAGAAAUAGUUAAGCUUUCGGUAAGUUUUUUUCUUUGCACAAACUUUUAUAUUCAUCUUUUUCUUUAAAAAAUUUCUAACAGUUUCUUAUUGAGCAAAAAUAAUGGAACGCUAUCAAGCCAUACAGUUAGGUUUAAAAUAUAUUUAAUGAAUAUAAUAAAAAUAAAUUUAAAGUUUUUUUCUGUAA
Monomorium pharaonis (pharaoh ant) is the source of this 1862-nucleotide messenger RNA. RefSeq names its product diphthine methyltransferase. Lineage: Eukaryota; Metazoa; Arthropoda; Insecta; Hymenoptera; Formicidae. The transcript is spliced from 4 exons. Gene Ontology annotation, molecular function: protein binding. The record is from RefSeq and is a predicted model, not a curated record. The coding region runs from base 318 to 1448 and encodes 376 amino acids.